AUGUCAGUUCCGUGGUCAACAAUUGAAGUUGCAUCUGUUUGUUUUUUUAUUAUUAUAAUUAUCUUAUUAACAGUUGGUGGUAAUCUUGUUGUUCUCUUUGCUUUCUAUACUGACCCACAUCUAUUAACACCAUCGAAUCAUUUUCUUUUAUCAAUGGCUAUUGCUGAUUUACUUGUAGGUCUUAUUGCAAUGCCAUUUCAUUCAUUUGCUCAAAUAAAAGGUUCAUGGCCAUUCGGUGAAUUUUUUUGUAAAAUAUGGUUAACAAUUGAUGAUGUUGCAACUAUGGCUAGUGUUUUAUCUAUAGUAGCUAUAACUAUAGAACGUUUUUGGAGUAUUAAUCAUAGUGUACAUUAUCGUCGUCAUACAAACAAAACACGUAUAAGAAUAUUUUCUGUAUUCAUUUGGCUUAUACCAUUUCUUAAUUUUGCACCUGGUAUUUGGCUUCUUAAUUCUAAUGAAGAAAUUCCAGCAACAAAUAUAACUCGAAAAGCAGAAUGUAUUGGUGCCUAUCAUUCACAUACUAUAUAUUUAAUAGUUGCUCAAAUAAAUUUUUUUGCAUGGCCAUUAGUUGUUAUUAUUAUACUUAAUGCUUUAAUUGUUGUUAAUCUAUAUCGACGAUCACAACAUUUUCCAACUUUUAGUCCUCCUGGACAACGAAAAAAUAAGACAUUAAGUGAAAUUAAAGAAGAAAAUAUCGAUGAAGAUCAGGAACAACAAGAUCAAAUGAUUGACAAUGAUGAAGUAACAUUAUCAAUAAUUAAUGAUAAUAAUUAUCAUAUGUUAAAAAGAAUGGAUUUAGAGGGUAACAAUGAUGAUCAUUUUGUAAAUAUUCCACCACCUAUAACAGAAGUCGAUGAACAAUUGAAUGAAGAUGAUAUUGUUAAUUGUCAAACAUUACAAAAAACAAUUCCAUCAUCAUCAUCGACAGUCGAUAUAGACACAACACAAUCAACAUCAAAAUUUUAUACACGUAUUAAAAAAGCUUUUUUUACAUCAUCAGAAUCGACAUCAGUUGAUUAUCAUACAUCAAAAGCAGCACAAACAUUUCAAGUUCAGCCACAAAGAAAUAUGCAAAAACGUCGUUCAAUAUUUGCAUGGCGUACGAGUUCAAUUAAUUUAUCACCAACAAAAAUUAAUAAUACAGUUACGGGUGAACAACGUACUGUUCGACGUUUAAGACGAGAUAAACGUGCAGCAACAUCACUUCUUAUACUUGUUCUUGUAUUUAUGAUAUUUCUAUUACCUUAUGUUGUUGUUGUUGUUGCCGGUAAUAUUUCUUCAUUAGAAAUCUUAAAAGAUACAAGUGGACAAUUAUAUUCAGCUGUUUUUUGGCUUUUAUGGCUCAAUUCAACUGUCAAUCCAAUUCUCUAUCCAUUUAUUCAACCAAAAUUCCGUGAUGCAUAUAGAAGAAUCUUUCUAAGAAUAACAAGACGACGACGCCGACUAGUUUCUCUUAUUGCAGACAUGCAACGAGCUAAAUAG
Adineta steineri is the source of this 1482-nucleotide messenger RNA. The record is from the annotation of a GenBank genome assembly. Lineage: Eukaryota; Metazoa; Rotifera; Eurotatoria; Adinetida; Adinetidae.